AUGAAGAAGACGAAGGUAUGUAUUAAUCUACCUGAGAAUGAGAUAGCUUUGGCUGCUCAUCAAUUGAGAUCUCCGGUUUGCUUCCCGCCGGGGAUGUUUAGUUAUAUGAAUACCACCGUUGGAGAUCUUCAAGGUCAAACAAACUCUAGAAGUAUCGAAGAUAUCCUUAGAGAAGUGAAGGCGGACGUGAUAGCAUUACAAGACGUGAAAGCGGAGGAAGAGAAUAACAUGAGACCGUUAUCUGAUUUGGCUAAGGCUUUGGGAAUGGAAUUCGUGUUCGGGGAGAGUUGGGCUCCUCAAUAUGGUAAUGCAAUCCUUUCGAGAUGGCCAAUCAAACGAUGGAGAGUGCAAAAGAUAUGCGACGAUCAUGAUUUUAGAAACGUAUUGAGGGCGACGAUCGCGGUUCCAUUUAUAGGCGAGGUGAACUUCCAUUGUACGCAGUUGGAUCAUCUUGACGAAAGGUGGAGGAUGAAACAAAUUAAUGCGAUAUUUCAAUCGAGUAUCGGUCCACAUAUCUUGGCAGGAGGCCUUAAUUCUCUCGACGAUUCUGAUUAUUCGUCGCAAAGAUGGGAUAACAUAGUUAAGUAUUAUGAGGAAAUAGGAAAACCAACACCAAGGAAUGAAGUGACUAGGUUAUUGAAAGCAAAAGGAUACAUUGAUGCUAAGGAUUUUGCUGGAGAAUGUGAGCCUAUUGUAAUGCUUGCAAAAGGACAGAAUGUGCAAGGUACAUGCAAAUAUGGGACGAGGGUCGACUAUAUAAUGGCGUCGCCAGAUUUUCCUUACAAAUUUGUGCCAAAGACUUACUCGAUUGUUUCAUCUAAGGGCACGUCCGAUCAUCACAUGGUUAGAGUGGAUAUGAUUAACGGACCAGAAGAUAGGAGAGAAAAAGUACAAAAGAGAAAUAUCACGAGAAGAACGAGUUUUAAUAGAUAAUUGUUUGAUUUGAUUUUUUAAAUUCAUGU
Molecule: messenger RNA, 962 nt
Organism: Impatiens glandulifera
Lineage: Eukaryota; Viridiplantae; Streptophyta; Magnoliopsida; Ericales; Balsaminaceae
Exons: 4
Coding region: 1-933 (310 amino acids)
Biological process (GO): GPI anchor biosynthetic process
Cellular component (GO): endoplasmic reticulum
Molecular function (GO): catalytic activity
Source: RefSeq, a predicted model, not a curated record